Molecule: messenger RNA, 3171 nt
Organism: Passer domesticus (house sparrow)
Lineage: Eukaryota; Metazoa; Chordata; Aves; Passeriformes; Passeridae
Gene: TRAF7
Product: TNF receptor associated factor 7
Exons: 18
Coding region: 775-2487 (570 amino acids)
Molecular function (GO): protein binding; zinc ion binding
Source: RefSeq, a predicted model, not a curated record
GGCCAGUCCCUUUUCCAUGGGCAGCCAGGGAUCCCCAGAGCUCCUUCAGCCAGCACUCCUCAGGGCUAGGGACUGACAGAGGCUGCAGCCAAGCCUUGGAGAGUGUGACACGUGCACGUGCUCAUCCAUCACGCCUUGCCUGAAGUGUCUGAAGCUGCUGGCUUCAUUCUUCCAUUUCUUUGUCCAAGCAUGCAUUCUGCUCAGUGAAGAGCUUUAUUCCUCCUCUCUGCACCUUUUGCAGUCCACCAGCAGCAUCUGUCCCAGAGUAACCCCUCAGUGGCUGUGCUCCCAGCUGUACUGGGUCCUCAGAUCCAGUCUCCCACGGUCUGCAGCCUGCAGUGGUGCUGUGACACCGAAUGGCACCUUGGCUACGUGCUGCUGGUUGGUAUUCCAGCAGCAGCCCUCCCUCAAAGCCAAUCCCAAGGCUGCCAUGGCAGAGGAUCUCUCUGGAUUGGUGCACGGUGUCUGCCCUGCUCUCCCCUCCCGAGCAGGAAGCGGCAGAGCCGGGCUCACAGAGAAUUCAAUAGAAGGAAGUCUCCACACUUACGCAAAGAAAUUUGGCAGAAGUUAGAUAGUGAGUGCAACAACAAGUGCUGCUGCAGAGAUUACAGACAUUGCAGGAGCUGGAGCAGUCUCUGGGGGAGAUUUACAGAGCUUUCCAUGAAGGAUUAAUUCUUCCAGACCGUUGCUUGGCGGGUGUGCACGCCCCCCAUCAGCACCCCGCGCCGCUCCGACUCCGCUAUCUCCGUCCGCUCCCUGCACUCCGAGUCCAACAUGUCCUUGCGCUCCACGUUCUCACUCCAUGAGGAAGAGGAGGAGCCAGAGCCCCUGGUGUUUGCAGAGCAGCCCUCUGUGAAGCUGUGCUGCCAGCUGUGCUGCAGUGUGUUUAAGGAUCCCGUCAUCACAACCUGUGGGCACACGUUUUGCAGGAGAUGUGCCUUAACAUCUGAGAAGUGCCCCGUGGACAACGCCAAGCUGACGGUGGUGGUGAACAACAUCGCGGUGGCCGAGCAGAUCGGGGAGCUGUUCAUCCACUGCAAGUACGGCUGCCGGCCCGCCGCCAGCAGCAAGCCCACCGCCUUCGAGGUGGACCCCCGCGGCUGCCCCUUCACCAUCAAGCUGAGUGCCAGGAAGGAUCAUGAGAGCAGCUGUGACUACAGGCCCGUGCGCUGCCCCAACAACCCCAGCUGCCCUCCCCUCCUCAAAAUGAACCUGGAGGCUCACCUGAAGGAGUGUGAGCACAUCAAGUGUCCCCACUCCAAAUACGGGUGUGCCUUCAUAGGAAACCAGGACACCUACGAGACCCACCUGGAGACGUGCAAGUUCGAGGGGCUGAAGGAGUUCCUGCAGCAGACGGACGAUCGCUUCCACGAGAUGCAGGUGGCCAUGGCCCAGAAGGACCAGGAGAUCGCCUUCCUGCGCUCCAUGCUGGGGAAGCUCUCCGAGAAAAUCGACCAGCUGGAGAAGAACCUGGAGCUGAAGUUUGAUGUGCUGGAUGAGAACCAGAGCAAGCUGAGCGAGGACCUGAUGGAAUUCCGCAGGGACGCCUCCAUGCUGAACGAUGAGCUCUCCCACAUCAAUGCUCGGCUCAACAUGGGCAUCCUUGGAUCCUACGAUCCUCAGCAGAUCUUCAAGUGCAAGGGGACCUUUGUGGGCCACCAGGGCCCCGUGUGGUGUCUGUGUGUGUACUCCAUAGGAGACCUGCUCUUCAGUGGCUCCUCAGACAAAACCAUUAAGGUGUGGGACACCUGCACCACAUACAAGUGCCAAAAGACCCUGGAGGGUCACGAUGGAAUUGUGCUGGCUCUCUGCAUCCAGGGGAACAAGCUGUACAGUGGCUCUGCUGACUGCACUAUCAUCGUCUGGGAUAUUCAAAACCUGCAGAAGGUGAACACGAUCCGAGCACACGACAAUCCUGUUUGCACUUUGGUCUCCUCACACAACAUGCUCUUCAGUGGCUCCCUCAAAGCCAUCAAGGUCUGGGAUAUUGUGGGCACUGAGCUCAAGCUGAAGAAGGAGCUGACAGGUCUCAACCACUGGGUUCGAGCGCUGGUGGCUUCCCAGAACUAUCUCUACAGUGGAUCUUACCAGACCAUCAAGAUCUGGGACAUCCGGAACCUGGAGUGUGUGCACGUGCUGCAGACGUCGGGAGGCAGCGUGUACUCCAUCGCCGUGACCAACCACCACAUCGUGUGCGGCACCUACGAGAACCUCAUCCACGUGUGGGACAUCGAGACCAAGGAGCAGGUGCGCACGCUGACGGGGCACGUGGGGACAGUCUACGCCCUCGCCGUCAUCUCCACGCCCGACCAAACCAAAGUCUUCAGCGCCUCCUACGACCGCUCGCUCAGGGUGUGGAGCAUGGACAACAUGAUCUGCACCCAGACCCUGCUGCGCCACCAGGGCAGUGUCACCGCGCUGGCCGUGUCCCGCGGCCGCCUCUUCUCCGGCGCCGUGGACAGCACUGUAAAGGUCUGGACGUGCUAACGAGAGCGUCACACGAGUCCUGCACACUGAAAGACCAAAAACUCUCCCUCCAUCGGCCUGUGGGUGACCACACCACUGAAAGGACUGCUGCAGCUCCUCCUGCACCGACACUGCCUGCUGCUGCUGCCCUUGGCGGGCACCUCUGCCCCACGGACACUCCAGGUGUUCCCUCAGCUCUGCCCCAGGUGAUUGGAAAAGAGGAAGCUGUUCCAGUGCCAGUGCCCUCCUCUGCCUGUGCCACCCCAGCUGGGGGCACCCCCCGGCUGGGGCCGGGGUGACACUGGGCCUCGGGGCCAGGCCAGCACAGCCCGUGGCCAGCACCAGGACUGGACAGAUCCGUGUGUCCUGGUGGGGACAGGCUGGGCCCUCUCCGUGGCAGGACUGAGCUUUAGGCUGUACCCUGGGUGGGCACCCGACCCCUUUCUGUCUCUGAUAUUUAAUUUUACUGCCAAGGCCGAUCCAUGUGGGAAGAGGUGUUUCCUUGAGUAGCCAGGUACGAUUUUUAUGCCACAGCUAGUUCUCAAAUCAAGUUCCACAAGCCCAUUGUUCACCACCCUGUAAUAAUGGUCUCCACAUUAAAGACAAAAAGCCUCCGUUGCAUUUUUACUCACAUUUUCUACUGUUUUUAAGAUUGUAAUAUAGAUUUGAUUAUUUCUUCAUUGACAAUAAAAGCAGAAAGAGUUG